AUGUCGACUUGGGAGAAAACCUGGCACGGAGGUAAAGCCGCCUUCGACAAAGGAUGGGCAUUGUUCGAGAAACUCGGCGCACCCGUCAACCGACUGACGAACAAAAUCGGCUCUGAAGCCUUCUGGCCCUCAUCUAUGGAUCGUGAAUGUGACAAAUGUGCUCGCAUUCUGCAAUCUUUCUGCAAAUACGGUUUCUACAAAGAGCAACCCCUCAGCCAUAGCUCCUCCGCAGGACCGAAACAUAAACCCAAAGUUCUGGUCAAGAUCCCGCAACAGGUGAUCCAGAACUGUGUUGGCCUGGCCAUCUUUAGCGUCAUGCGAGCCGGCCUCUGGGUCUCGGGCGCCGGCGGCUCAGGCGUGCUCAUCGCGCGCAAAGAGGACGGAUCUUGGUCGCCUCCUUCGGGGAUUCUCGUCCACACUCUCGGAGUAGGCUUCAUGGCUGGGGUCGACAUCUACGACUGCGUCCUUGUGAUCAACAAUCGCGAGGCGCUCGACGCCUUCUCCAAGCUCCGCGUCUCGAUCGGCGGCGAGGUGUCGGUCGUCGCGGGUCCACUCGGAGCCGGCGGUGUGACUGAUUUGGAGCUCAUAAAGAAUAGGAGGCCAACGUUCAGUUAUAUGAAGAGUCGAGGGCUGUAUGGAGGAGUGCAGCUCGAUGGGACGAUUAUCAUCGAGCGGACUGACUCGAACGCAGACUUCUACUGGGAGAAGGUUGGCGUGAAGCAAAUUCUAGCGGGCCAUGUGCGGCGGAUCCCACCGGAAACGCGGAUGCUGAUGGAGGUGUUGAAGGAGGCGGACGGGAGAAUAGAUCUGGAUUACGGACUGCUGGGGACGGUCCAUGGACCGGCGCCAGGGGACUGCGAUAUCGAGAUGAUGAAUGAGCCCACAGCGGAGCAGAAAGUUCAUUACGCCCCCCCGCCGGGCUAUUAUGCCCAGUCCUCCCAGCAUGCAUAUCAGCAGCAGCCGCAGGGCUAUUAUCCUCCGGCAUCUGAGGGGGCUUACCAGCAGCCUCAGGACCCGUACGCAGCGGCGGAGGCUUCUCAUCCAAAUUACCCAGAACAGAGUGCUGGUCAACAGUACUAUCCUCCAGCUCCGCCGCAGCAAGGAGCUGCCCAGGUACCUUAUCACCCUCCUCCCCCUAGCCAUACUCCUGAGGCUCCAUACGCACCUUAUUACCCACCGCCUCCUGGUCCACCUCCAACUGCCCCACAGACAGCUUCCUACCCACCGGAUUCGCAGGAUUCCAAUCCCAAGGCUCCGACAAAGGCUCCAGACUCCCCCCCUCCCCUUCCGCCUCGUCAUUAA
Molecule: messenger RNA, 1302 nt
Organism: Amorphotheca resinae ATCC 22711
Lineage: Eukaryota; Fungi; Ascomycota; Leotiomycetes; Helotiales; Amorphothecaceae
Exons: 2
Coding region: 1-1302 (433 amino acids)
Molecular function (GO): phosphatidylinositol binding
Source: RefSeq, a predicted model, not a curated record